UUGAGUAUUUGAUCAUCAAGAUCAUUACGCUUUUGUGCAUCGAAUCGGUGCUGUGUACUCCACUUUAUUGGCAAUUCGUACCCGCAUAUGAUGUCCAACAUCAAUCAGAUCUUACUGCAACCCCGUCUGAAGUGUUUGGUGUUGAUUUACUAAGAGAUAAAAGACAAGAAUGGUCGCACAACCCAAAGCAUUUGGACGAAGAAUCAAUGGGAGUCAAUCAUUUGGAGCAAGCAAAUCCAAUGCCACAAAUCGAAGAGCAGCAAGUCGGCGAAGCAUGGCAACAACAAAGUGGACUCCAUCAUCUUGAAUCGACGCAAAAUUUCCCCGUGUCAACGAUUGAAGAGCAACAAGUUGGUGCUGGAAAUCCAUUGCCAAAUCCAUUACCACUCUUGAUGUUAGAUGAUCAAGUCGGACAAAGAAUUCCAAGGGUACAAAUUGAAGAGCAACAAGUCGGUGAGGCAUGGACUCAUGCACAAACACAUUUAGAGCAACAGAAUAUGCCAAUGCCAAUGCCAAUGCCAAUGCCAAUGCCAACAAUCGAGGAACAGCAUCUUGGUCAAGAAAAUCCAAUGAUUCACUUAGCUGAGGCAAACCAUCCGCUCAUGCUGUUCGCCGAUCCAGCAGCCCCAUCGAUCGAAGAGCAACAAGUUGGUGGAGAAUGGAACCAUGAUCAAGCCCACCUUGGUCAACAAAAUCCAAUGCCACAAUUGGACGAAUCGGAAAGAGAAAAACGACAAUGUUCGUGUUUGGGAGCUGCUUUAUCCGAAUUGGACACGCAAAACCCGUCAUUGCGGUCAAUUGAGGAGCAACAAGUCGGUGAAGUCUGGAACCAAGCUCAAACUCAUUUAGAGCAACAAAUGCCUAUGGCGCAUUUUGAUGGAAGUGAAAGUCAGUUGGGUGAAGAAUGGCAUCAACAAAGCAGGCAACAUCAUCUUGAGGCCGCACAAAAUUUCCCAAUGCCAAGUAUUGAAGAGCAACAAGUUGGUGGAGAAUGGAACCAUGAUCAAGCCCACCUUGGCCAACAAAAUCCAAUGCCACAAUUGGACGAAUCGAGAAGAGAAAGACGUCAAUUUCCAUUCCCAUUUCCAAGAGUUGAAGAACAACAACUCGGCCAACAAAACCCAAUGUCUGAGUUAAGUGCACAGAAUUCACCAAUGCCAUCGUUCGAGGAGCAACAAGUCGGUGAAUCCUGGAACCAAGCUCAAACUCAUUUAGAGCAACAAAUGCCUAUGGCACAUUUCGAUGGAAGUGAAAGUCAGUUGGGUGAAGAAUGGCAUCAACAAAGCGGGCAACAUCAUCUUGAAGCCGCCCAAAUUUUCACACUGCCAAGUAUUGAAGAGCAACAAGUUGGCGAAGAAUGGAACCAUGGUCAAGCCCACCUUGGCCAACAAAACCCAAUGCCAUCGAUUGAAGAACAACAAACCGCACAUUUGGAUGAGGGAAGCAGUUCACAAACGCUUGGUGCACCAUGGUCAUUUGAUGCCAUGUCAGCCGGAAUCGAUCAAAUUUUGCAUCCAGCACAAUUUAACGAAAAUGAAAACUCACAACACAUGAGAUCAUCUGAUGACGAGAGCGAAUUUGAGGAACCGGACGGUGCUAGAUCGGAUAAGGGAGACAAAUUUCUCUCUCCAGCUUACGGCUACCCAGAAUACGCACCACCGGCGUAUCAACCCAGCUACGAUGACAGCUAUGCUUCACCAAGCUACGGCGGAUACGGAGAUGACUACAGUUACAAACCAGUUGCACCAGUUGUACCAGUUUUCAAAUUGAAACCAUUCAAAGUGUUCAAACCGAAACUCUUCAAAUUCCCAAAAUUGCUGCCUGCUAAGUAUGGAUAUGCUUACAACUCAUAUGCAUACGCUCCUGCUCCUUAUGCUCCUGCUCCAGCUGCGUAUUCCCCUGCUCCGUAUGCCCCUGCUCCGUAUGCCCCUGCUCCGUACGCCCCUGCUCCGUACGCUCCUGCGAAAUUUGCUCCAAAGAAAUUUUUCGCAGCUCCACCAACAGCUGCCUAUGGUGGUUAUCGAGAAGCUGAAGAGCCAUUGCCAAUGCAAUUUGAACGUCGACAACAACAACAACAACAACAACAGCCAAUGAGUUUCACCUCUGUCGAUGUGGCAAGACCAAAUGCCGAACAAAUGAAGCAGCUUGUUGAAAACCUCCAAAAUAUGCAAGCACAAAAUACUCAGCCGCAAAAUCCACAACAGGGCCAACAACAAGAUGUAGCAGCAAGCUUGCUCGAUGUCGAUGCACCCAAAUCAAUUCCGGAAGAGAAAAAUGCAAAGGAAACGAAAGAGCAAGUGAAAAACUUCCAACAAGAACAACCAUCUCAGGCUCAACAAACUCCGAUGAACCUACAGCAACAACCACCCAUGAAUCUAGGUGAAAGACAUCUGCAGAUGAAUGAAAAUGCCGCUCAACAACUGGACGCAUCAUUAUUUCCAAGGUAUGCAUACUACUCGUUAGGUUGCCUCCGAAGGCAUUCCGUUGUUCGAAAUAUAAACGAUAAGCCGAAUGAUUUUGCGUCGCAUUUUGGUAAUGGUAACUUUUUGACUCACGACAAAUCGAUGGUGAAGCCUAGGGUGAAGCGACAAACUCAGAAUAAGUAUCCAUACGGCGUUUUUUACUUGUCUCCGCAAAAAUCCAAUCAAGUUACUACUGUGUAUCAAGCACCACAUCCUGAUCAAGUACGAGCAAUUUACCCAUACGGAUCCGGCCAUUCGGUCAAUGCAUCUUGUGUUCCGACAAAUGUUCAGGCAAUUAAUUCAUUAGCCAAAUUGAGCCCAAUUCAGUACGUAAUCUAUCCAACAUCAGUUCAGCGACCGCAGUCACACCAGAUGCCAGCAGCACCACCACAACCGCAACAAGUACUUGCAAGACCAAUUUGUAAACCGAAUCCAACUUAUGUAAAACCUCCAUCGAUUCAUCCCGUACCUCCAGCAAUUUCCAUUCCGCUUCUCCCAACAACAACUUCAGCUCCAGCUCAGACGCCUCCAAAAAUUUGUCACUGUCCUUUGAUUCCUGCACCUCCACCCACUAAACAACCAUAUGUUGUUACUACCACUGUACCAACGAUAUCCAUUCCUCCAAAUCCACCGACAUUACCAACCCUUCCGACGCCUGUAACACUUCCGACAAUUAAAACCACCGAAGAAUGCACAAUAAUACCAACAACGACUAUAGCUUCGGGAACCACAACCACAACGCCCCAUAUCAAUUCCACUUGCACCGAUAAAAGAUGUGCAUUUUGUGUUAAAAAUGCUUUCUUUUUCUUGGGAUUCAAACCAAAAAGUAUUGCAGCGAUCAAAGAUGCAUUGAAGAAUGAUGAAGACAAGGAAGAUUUUCUGCGCGAAGUUGGUGGUGUGCAAAAUGACAACGACAACGGAACAAAUGCGCAAGAGAACCUUGAAUUUGAUAUUGAAAAAGCGGUUGUGAAUGUCGAAAAAGAGUCAUCCGAUCAAUCCAAACUCAUAAAAGUGAUUGAAGAUUUGGUUAUUGAGCUGCGCAAACCGAAGAAAGACUAUGACUUUGCCGAUGAAGACGACAAUGAUGAUAAUCCAGAUGACUUUGAAGAUUGCCAUGACGAGUAUGAAGACUACGAUGACAAUAAAGAUGAUGCGCCUGACGUCAAAAUGCCGUGCCAAACUAACUCUGAUUUAGUUAAAGCAUGUCAACAUCUCUCUACAACUCUCUCAUCAUAUGGCAAAAAAGAUUGCUAAUUUAAUUUUUAAUUUUUAAAAAUUUUCUACGUGUUUUCUUUUGUUUUGUUUUUUUUUAAUCAAUUCCAAAUCCAUUUUUCCAUAUUUCAUACCGAAAUUCGCAAUUUUAUCCAUUCACAAAAUUUCAGCUUAAUCACACAUUGUUUUUUUUUUCUUUUUUCACACACAGUAAUCCCAUAUUAAAUCAUCCAUUGACAUUGAAAUCGAUACCAUUAGCCACCCCAUCUACAUUACCCAUAUCAGACGCAUCAGAAACCGUCGGAGCCACACUCCUCGACAAAGUCAACGUUGGUGUUGACAAAUUGAUGGACAAAUUCCUCUCACCAUAUCUAGGAAACGAAGAUGUUGUUGACUUCUUCAAUCCAAAAUAUUAUUACCUACCACCACAAAAAGAUCCAUCGAAUACAUACGAUUAUCUGAAUUAGAGGUCAUUCACAACAAUUUUCAUUUUAUCUACAUACAUUGAGCCCGAUCAUUUCAGUUUACAUCAGGUGUCAUUUCCUUUCCCUGUCAUCAACAUUUAUUGUUCAUUCGUUAAAUUUUGAAUCUGUUAAAUUUUUUUUUGAUACAUUUUAUAAAUAAAACUGAUUGAAAUUAAAA
This is a messenger RNA of Sitodiplosis mosellana (orange wheat blossom midge), 4316 nucleotides long. RefSeq lists its product as uncharacterized. The coding region runs from base 207 to 3716 and encodes 1169 amino acids. Lineage: Eukaryota; Metazoa; Arthropoda; Insecta; Diptera; Cecidomyiidae. The record is from RefSeq and is a predicted model, not a curated record. The transcript has 9 exons.